Messenger RNA from Mycena indigotica, 1371 nucleotides. RefSeq names its product Indoleamine 2 3-dioxygenase family protein. The transcript has 3 exons. Bases 1 to 1371 code for a protein of 456 amino acids. Lineage: Eukaryota; Fungi; Basidiomycota; Agaricomycetes; Agaricales; Mycenaceae. The record is from RefSeq and is a predicted model, not a curated record. Gene Ontology annotation, molecular function: heme binding; metal ion binding.
AUGGCUGUCGGAACCUUCACCGUCUUAGACGAUACCCGCCCAGAAGACACCAGUCUUCCAGCAUUCAUGGUUUCUACCAGCCGUGGAUUCCUUCCCCGAGCAGAGCCCAUUAUCGAGCUACCAGCCGAGUUUGCGCCAUUCGAAAGUCUUCUGUCGCGCAUGCCAAUCAAGAAACUUGAUGGGACUCCUGGCCUGCUUGCGAGUGGUUCGCUGGGAGAGGCCGUCAAGGAGCUACCGGAUCUUACAUGGGCGGUGGAGAAAUACAGGGAGAAUCUCCCGCUCCAAAAUGCCCUUUAUCGCGAUUACUCGUUCCUCGCAUCCGCAUACCUCCUCGAGCCUUGCCACGAACGAUUUGUGAGAGGGGAGCCAUAUGGUCUGGCUAGAGAUGUGUUGCCGAAGAAUAUUGCGUUGCCCAUCUCACGGUGCGCUGAAAUCGCCGGCUUCAAGCCAUUCAUGGAAUAUGCUGGCUCCUACGCGCUAUACAACUAUCGUUUGGUCGAUCCCGCAAAAGGCUUGGAGUACUCUAACCUUCGCCUCAUUCGAGCUUUUGAGCAUGGACUAGACCCCACCUCAUCUGAGGCAGGGUUUGUCCUUGUUCACGUUGACAUGGUUCGCAAUUCGGGUCCCCUUAUCGCUGGUGUCAUGUCUGCUUUAAGCGCUUGCACUGCAAACGACCGCGACGGGUUUGUCCAAGGACUCGAAGCCAUCGUUCGUGCUAUGGAAGUCGUCAACGAGGUCAUGGAAAAAAUGUGGGGGAAAAGCAAGGCCAACGAUUACACCUCCUUCCGCACUUUCAUAUUCGGCAUCACCUCCCAGUCCAUGUUCCCCAACGGCGUCAUCUACGAAGGCGUUUCAGAGGAGCCGUUGUCGUUCCGUGGCGAGUCCGGGGCCAACGACAGUAUCAUUCCUCUCUGCGAUAACUUCUGCCAGAUCACCAUGCCCGAAACACCGUUGACGGACAUCUUGAAGGACUUUAGGGCGUAUCGGCCAGGAAACCACCGCGAGUUCCUUGAGUUCGUCAAUAUUCGGUCCCGCAACAUCAACGUCAAGGAGUUUGCACUAGCCCACAGAGACAGCGCAAGCGCGUAUUUGCGAAUCUUGAAUCAGAUCCGCGACUUCAGAUGGCGGCAUUGGUGCUUUACGAGGGAGUAUAUCUUGAAGAAAACGGCACAUCCAACCGCAACUGGCGGCAGCCCCAUUGUCACUUGGCUCCCGAACCAGCUGAUAGCCGUCAUGGACGCGAUGAUUCGAGUGUGGGACGACGCUGAGCACGAUCUGGACGGCUGCGAGGACAUUAUGGAGCGCACGAUCGUGCAGAGAGAUACCUUGAAGAAGGAGGUCGACAAGUAUGUCAAGGAAAGAGCUGCUUGA